Messenger RNA from Osmerus eperlanus (European smelt), 2227 nucleotides. It is a transcript of the gene mych, whose product is annotated as myelocytomatosis oncogene homolog. The record is from RefSeq and is a predicted model, not a curated record. Gene Ontology annotation, biological process: positive regulation of cell population proliferation; regulation of transcription by RNA polymerase II. Lineage: Eukaryota; Metazoa; Chordata; Actinopteri; Osmeriformes; Osmeridae. The transcript is spliced from 3 exons. The coding region runs from base 201 to 1331 and encodes 376 amino acids. Gene Ontology annotation, molecular function: protein dimerization activity; DNA-binding transcription factor activity, RNA polymerase II-specific; RNA polymerase II cis-regulatory region sequence-specific DNA binding.
ACACCCACCGUUCUGGGUGUGUAGUGACUGUGAGUGAAACGUGGAAGUGCGUGUCUGCCAAUGCUGCAUAGCUUUACGUUUACCGACUGCAACGGAGAAAAAAAUUACACAAAUUGAUCCAAACUGGAGGAGGAAUCGGGACGUUUGGUCGUGUUUACGUCGUGAUUUUUUCUUCACCGUGAGCUUAAUAUUCUGCCAGAAUGUUGCAAAGUUUUUCCCAGUCGCAUGACUGGUUCUACCCGGAGCCGCUUUUAUUCGAUGACGAGUUCUGCCAGAGUUUGAUGAAGGAUCUACAGUCCCUGCCUACGCCACCCCAGUCUCCACCGAUGAAAGCCGGUCUCAGCAGCAAGCCGCUUUCCAAGGAGGAUCAGCUCAGUUACGUAUCGGAUAUACUCUUGGAAGAUCAAGAUCUUCAACUAAAUUGGAACUGUGACUUUUUCAAUAACGUAAAUGGAACCGAAUCCAAGGACCAGCGGCCGGAGGAGUCUGAAGACUGUUUGUGGCAUUGCCUGGGGGAUAAUAAGUCUAUGGAAGAGAAGCUUUCUUCUGUGCUAUCCAGCAGCCCGCUGCUAUCGGACAUUGACACCAGAAUAUUUGAGGAGAUCGCCGGUUCCACCCUGGACUGCCACAGAGCGGCGCUAGCAUGCCAAGCUCUGGAAAGUGAGGAUUUACUGCAGGACAGCCAGGAGUCUUCCUCGGACUAUGGCUCUGCCGGAGGAGAGUUCUCCACAAACUCAUCCAGUGAUUCCGAGGAGGAAAUAGACGUGGUGACAGUCAGGAAGCCCUCCAGCUCCUCCCCCCAGCCCCAGUCUGCAGACGAGAGCCUGCGGCUGCAGCAACAACGCCACCACCUGGAGAUCCAGCAGCAGCACAACUACGCCGCCCCAUGCCCCGCCUCGCCUCUCCGCCCCGAGCCUGCCUCCAUGUCCCCAUCAGGGUACCACAGUAAGCGCUCUCGCGGCUCCGAGUCCUCCCACCGGCACCACCACCACUCGGGGCGCAGCUCCUCGUCGUCACGCCACCACCACCAUCACGGGUCUUCGAGUUCCAGGCAGUCGCUGGACGUGGAGGACGAGGAGGAGAGGAGGAGGACCCACAACGUGAUGGAGAGGCAGCGGCGGAACGAGUUGAAGAACUGCUUCCUGAACCUGCGAGACAACGUGCCCGAGCUCUCCCAAAACGACAAGGCGUCCAAGGUGGUCAUCCUGAAGAGGGCUAGAGAUGGCAUCCGCAGCCUGGAGGUGGAGGGACGCAGGCUGCAAGCAAGGAAGGACAAGCUCAGGGACAGGCAGGAGAAGCUGAAGGCCAGGCUGGAGCAGCUCCGCAGGUAGUGGCAGGGAGACAGGAUGGGACUGAGGAGGAGGAGGGGAGGAGCACACAGCCGGAAAUUUCCGUGACCUAAAUGUAGGUCUGGACUAUAUAGACUUGGAAGCUGUGCACGCACGCACACAUGCCCACAAAUGAACACACUCACACGUACACACACAGACACACGCACACAGACUCAAAACACAGCAUGGUGGAGUCCUCAUGCCUUGACUGCUGACUGUUGAAGAUUGUUGUAAUUAAGAGCCACAGGCCUAGUUCAGCCCCGAGCAAUGGUUUUGUUAUGUCUACCUUGUCUUGUCCUAGCAAUCUGCCAAAGUAAUUUAGGAUACAUGUAAACUAGCCUAUUAAACUGUAGCCAUUGGAGCAUUGAAAACAUAAACAUUGUUAUAUUAGGAUCUUCUUAAAGACAUUCCCCCUAUCCAAAUAUGUUAAGUCAGCUCAGUUACUAUCUUGCAAUUGUUUCAUUACUUUGGGCUGGAUCUAAAGUUUGUAUGCUGAUUGUGGGGUUAAAAUGUAGCUAAUGUUUAUGCCAAUUAUUACAGUUCAUCACUAAAUUGUUGGAUGUCUUAAUACCUGCCUUUUUGAAAAUGAGAAUUCUUCCCUAUACUUGUGUGAACUUAAAAUUACCUCACCUGUUGAUAGGAAUUUGGCGUGUUCUUGUUAAAUGAUGCAUCUUGUUAUGGACUCAUACCUGUACCAUGUUUUAUAUCUGUGUUAUUAGCAUGAGUAACCUACCUCCACCAGGGGAACGGCUUGCUUUGUGGUCUUCAAAGCAAAGCGUAGAUAUUUCUGUAUCUAUUUUGUUUAUGUAAAUUAUUUUAGUAUUUUUUUCUCUUCAUUUGCAAAAUAAGUUCUGUUCUUUUUAAGUGGCACUUUUAUAAUUAAAGAAUGGACAAGA